AUGCGAGGCCGUCAUCCACGUCGAUCGCCCUCUGUGGAAAGUCUCACGGACAAAUUCAAGACAUGGAAUGCAUCAUUGUCGGGCAUUCAAAUUCGUGGCUCAUUUACACAUAGAGCCGCGCUUCGCCCUGUUAGGGAGUCUCACGAAGCGCCAUUCAGUCGAGCCGACUACACCAAGAGUACACCUACAAUUCACGAGCGUGCCAAGGAUAGCGCUGUGGACCUUGGAGAACUGCGCGAUCGAUGGGUCAGCGCAGACAACAUCUUUAACGAGCAUGAGCAGAAUACUCGUCGACAUGCUAGAUCAAGAGAUCCGUCGCGGAGUCGGGUCUGUGUCACAUUACGAACAUCCGAACAGUCUGACUAUGAUACCGACGGGCAAUUCCUGGAGCGCAUCGAGAAAACGCGCUCGGCUCGCAAAUCGCGUUCCACAGCAGCCAAUAGUCCAGCAGAGAAGAGAUCGACUCACGAGCGUGUUGCGAGAAGUGCGCAGUCGAUAUUGCAUGUGCCACUCAAAACGGAGAAAGCGUUACCUCCACUUCCAGAGGAUGAAGGAAUGGUCGUCAAGAGGACCUUCAUCCACUCGAUCAAGUCCAGUCGUCAUCUGCGUAACAUGAGAAGUCUCAGCAGCUUGAAGACCUAUGUAAACCCGCACGAAUCAAUGCACUUUCGGUGUGUCGGAAGUCCAACCGAGGCCAUCAGCGCUUUUGAGGAACUGGAACUGCAGAGUGAAAGGGACGAACUCCUCCAAUCAAUCAAUCUCACAAGGAUCAGGAUGGGAGUUAGAGCCAUCCAAAAUCUGGAGCGGGCCCCAUACCUCGACCGUGAAGCACAGGAAGCUGCAGAUGAUCUAGACAAAUUUGAGUCCGUUCCAGCAGGGAGCACAGUCACCAUGGAUGAAGAAACAGCAACCGCUCAGCUCAUCGGACCCGCAGGGUAUCCGGGACUUGCAACGGGCGAGCGCUGGGCAUCCUUCCAGAACAGAGCUCAGAGACAAACACAAUGUACCUGCAAAGGCGGCAUCCAUAUCGUGAAGACAGCGACAUGUCCGUGCCACAAUCAGCAUGUGUUCGCUGCUAUCACCGACGAGUCCUGGAAGGCGAUAGGAAUGGCGAGGACCGCUGUCGAUCGAAGAUGGGUGGUGCUGCUGUCAGCUUCAAAUUCGCCGUUCGACAGUGAUGAUAGCAAGUCGAUCCGAACACUCUUGACACCUGCGAGUUCCGUGCGGAAGCCGAGAGCCAAGUCGAAGCCGCGCAGGUCAGCGAAUGAUACGCCGCCGGUGCCAUCGCUACAUGGGGCCAUGACGCCUUCGCUGAUCGAGGACGAUGAUGAGACGCCAGUGACACCAGUCCUACCGUUCUAG
This is a messenger RNA of Cercospora beticola, 1362 nucleotides long. RefSeq lists its product as uncharacterized. Lineage: Eukaryota; Fungi; Ascomycota; Dothideomycetes; Mycosphaerellales; Mycosphaerellaceae. The record is from RefSeq and is a predicted model, not a curated record.